UUCUCUCAAAUGUUCAUGUGUUUCAAGUUUGAGUAAGCAGUGCGCAGGCUAUUUCAAUUUAUAAAGCGUCGGCUACUGUGGUGUUAUUAUUAUUAUUUGUUUUACAAUUUAGUUAGCUAAUACAACAGUUAUUAAACUUCAUGUACUCACGGAUUAAUCUAUGAAACUGCCGUAACAUCAAACACUGCCAAUUAUCUCGUCGUGCAUGAUGGAUCACAUAGUAGUACAAACGCAGGAAUAACAAAGUUUUCAACUGAUGGUAUGGAGCAGGGGUUCCCAUACGUUUUCACUCAGGCCUCCCUUCCUGAAUUGGGGAACAUCCCGCACCCCCCUUGUGCGCAUCACGUCUAUUUCUAUGGGCAUAAACACUGUUCAUGACCGAUUGUUCACACCCCUCUUGUUGGCGGAGAGCAAAUGUUGCAGGUUUAAAGCUUAUUCCCUGCAAUUCUACACAUGUCAUGUAGUGCAGGUCCAGAAUGCAUAGUUCUCGAUCCCUGUCAGUAUCAAGAUAAGAUUCAACCACCCUGGCCUCCUAACCUCCCCUCAUCCUCACUGCAGAUCUUCAAGCACAGACUAGGGUAAAUGCUGCUGGAUCUGGCGUAAUGAGGUAGAUGGGGGAAUCCAAGAACAUGGUGUUGAAUGGCAGGCGGCAUUGCAGCAGAUUCUCCAGUGAUCGAUCCAUAACCUCGGCCAGGUCCCUGCGUCAGAGCAAGGGCUCCUUAAGAAGUAGGAGAUGUAGUCAACGUGUCAUCAGUUCUACCCUUGAGGCAGAGAGACGUCAUACCCCGUCGUCAGGUAUGACUCCAAAGGAACUCUGUGAGAAUGAUGACUUGACUACAAGUCUUAUUCUGGACCCCUACCUCGGCUUCCAGACCCAUAAGAUGAAUAGCAGGUUUCGACCCAUCAAGGACCGACAAGGACAUUUGAAGGAGGUGCUAGAGUGCUUUAAAAAACAUGAUAACCUCGAGAAGGCCUUCCAUGCCUUGACUGCUGGGGACUGGUCAAGACCCCACUUUCACCACAAGACGAAGGCUCAGGGCAAACUCUUCAAAGAGCAUGUUUUUGUUUACCUACGAAUGUUUGCAACUAACAGUGGGUUUGAAAUACUUCCCUGCAAUCGUUAUUCCUCUGAGCAGAAUGGAGCCAAAAUUGUAGCAACAAAAGAGUGGAAAACCAAUGAUAAGAUGGAAUACCUGGUGGGCUGCAUUGCUGAGCUAUCACACCAUGAGGAAAGCAUUUUACUGCGACAUGGUGAAAAUGACUUCAGUGUGAUGUACUCCACCCGCAAGAACUGUGCUCAACUGUGGCUGGGACCUGCAGCCUUCAUCAACCAUGAUUGCAGGCCAAAUUGCAAGUUUGUUUCCACUGGGCGAGAUACAGCAUGUGUCAAGGUUCUGAGGGAUAUUGAACCUGGGGAAGAAAUCUCCUGUUACUAUGGAGAUGGCUUCUUUGGGGAAAAUAAUGAACUCUGUGAAUGUUACACCUGUGAAAGACGCAGUGCUGGUGCUUUCAAACCGAAGACUGGGCAGUCUACGGCCACUCCUAUUAUCAACAGCAUGUAUGGCCUGAGAGAGACAGACAAACGGCUCCAUCGACUUAAGAAAUUAGAAGACAGCAAAUGCUCUGACAGUCAGUUGGACGGCUCUAAUAUGGAUCCAGACUCUCAGGAAAAUCGUGACACACAUUCAUCAGUAGGGAGGACAGCCUGCUCCAGUGUGACCAGGCUCAGUGACGCACAAGCCCUAAGCAGGCAAACUCUGUCCAAAAUGCCUAUGCCUACCUCAUCAUUCAAUCAAAGACACUCAAAGAACUCCAACGUGCAAGAGAGACGAAACUCAAAGUCCGUAAAGCCUUUACACAAGCUAGGAAGAAGGUGUCAGGUAACUGCUCACAGGUUCCCCAUUGAGGUGGAAGCUAUGGGUUUGUGCCUUAAGGACCCCACAGAAUUAGUCAGUAACAGGGUCUCGCGAAAGAGUGUGAUGGAUAAGCAAGGACCCAUGCAAGUGGUGGGAACAAGGGGUUGUCUUGUGCACUACACUGUGAAGGAACACAUUCAGAACUCAAUGAAAGAUGGUAGUAGGUGCCCUGAUGGUUUAGCUUGCACUCACAGAACUCGCAGUUCAACCAGAGCAUCAGUUGGCACACAGGGGUCUGACAACAUUAAACUUGAACCAAACUGUGGUGUGGUUAGUAAGACCAAGCCUACAGACCUCAGAGAUUAUGUCACAGAUGGUCACUGGAUAAUCAGCCCAAGCCUGGAUAUCAAGUGUCCAAGUGAGACCUGUCCCAGACAGAGGCAAAUGAUAAAUCAGGAGGAGCAGCACUCUUUCAGACCAGCAUCCCUUCUCCAGGAGGAGGUUCCAGGCCUGCACCAUGCAGCCCGUACCCCAGACAUAGCUGAAUGCAGGAAAGAGUUGCAAUGCCUGCCUGAUUGUUGUAGUACUCACGACAAUCUGUCUAAGGGAGACCAGCUUCUCCACCUUGGCAAGGGGAAGAAGAAACAGCAGAUUACGCGCUAUGAUUCCCAGCUGAUCCUAGCCAACAACAGCUCAGGCAUUCCCAAAUUAACCCUGCGGAGACGAAGGGACAGCGGCAGCAGUAGGAUUGAGUCUGACCCUGUCAAGUCCUCCAGCUCCACAAAGACCAGCAUGAAAUUUGGGAAGAGCCAUCACCGUGCAAAGACCAAAAGGAGCUCUUAUGCAGCCAGAUGGAGUAAUGGGACUUUCAGUCCUGUGGAACACAUCCAUUCCUCCAAACAUGGCCUCGGUCCUGUGGAACACAUCCGCUCCUCCAAACAUGGCCUCAGUCCUGUGGAACACAUCCCCUCCUCCAAACAUGGCCUCAGUCCUGUGGAACACAUCUGCUCCUCCAAACAUGGCUUCAGUCCUGUGGACCACAUCCAUUCCUCCAAACAUGGCCUCAGUCCUGUGGAACACAUCUGCUCCUCCAAACAUGGCCUCAGUCCUGUGGACCACAUCCAUUCCUCCAAACAUGGCCUCAGUCCUGUGGAACACAUCUGCUCCUCCAAACAUGGCCUCAGUCCUGUGGAACACAUCUGCUCCUCCAAACAUGGCUUCAGUCCUGUGGACCACAUCCAUUCCUCCAAACAUGGCUUCAGUCCUGUGGACCACAUUCACUCCUCAAAACAUGGCUUCAGUCCUGUGGAACACAUUCGCUCCUCCAAACAUGGCCUCAGUCCUGUGGAACACAUCUGCUCCUCCAAACAUGGCUUCAGUCCUGUGGAACACAUCCAUUCCUCCAAACAUGGCCUCAGUCCUGUGGAACACAUUCGCUCCUCCAAACAUGGCUUCAGUCCUGUGGAACACAUUCGCUCUUCCAAACUGAAGAUUCACCUGCAGCAUGAGUGGGACAGCAGGAGGCUAAGCCAGUAUUGCCAUGGUAGUGGGCCCUUCACAGGUAUAGUAGAGAGGGAGGCAGGGGAGGUCUUUGGGCCCACAGUAGCAACAUUUGGAAUGCACGAUGACACAGAGGAAGACUCGUCCUCUUCAGAAGAAGAGGAUGAAGAUGCAUCUGACCAUGAAGAGUUUGACGAUUUUAUUCCACUUCCACCAACAAAACGCCUCCGGCUCAUUGUUGGUAAAGACUCUAUAGAUAUUGAUAUCGCAUCAAGGAGACGUGAAAAUCAGUCACGAACAGUCAAUCCAUAAGCUCUAUGGGUCUUCAUUUGUUAAGUCAAUAAAAGUACAAUCACAUGCUGUUGUAAAAUGUUAACUAUUUUUGUACAUGGUGGAACUUGGUUCGUUAUUGUAGAAUGUGUACAUUUUAGGCAAUUAUUUUUAUAUCUUCAGCUUUAUUUUGUACAAUUGUUAAUUAUAUUUAAAGCAUUUUCUAGUUUGUGUUGGUAAACAUGCUAAAUGUUGCUCCACUGACAUCGCAAGAAUGGACCCUUUUGGGAACACACUGCAAACAAAAUGUGCUUUUGUCAACAUGACAGUGCAUAUAAAAUAAUAAGCAUUUUAUAUAUUGUUUUGAGAGCUUUUGAAAGGAACAUAAUUCUUGUUUCUUGCUGGAGGUAUGUGAAAAUGUUUGACUCCCAGUGAUUCCUGGGAGCUGGUCUCUGAUGUUUUAGUCCCGUUGUAAUCACUCAUUCCUUAAUCAAAAUGUGUUGGUGCUUGCAUAAUGAUUCUCUUUGUUAACUUUUUAGUUUGUGUAGAUGUGGUUAUUUUGGAUGUUUAUUUUAUUUUUUGAUCACAUUUUUAUUUUUCUAUUCAUUUCACUCAAUUCUCGAACUGUAUAAUUUCUCAGUCUUUAUUUAGCAAUCACAAAUUCAGAACUUACUUGGUCUGGCUUAGGUGGUGUAGAUAUUCAAACACUUUUUUCACUUUGUUAUUUUGUUCACCAUUUGAUCAUCAGUUCACCUGUCUGCUGUGUCUGAAUUGUGAAUGGUGUGGUGCAUGUCUCAACUUUUUAAAUUGCUCUUUAUAUACUGGACCAGUCAAAAGUUUGGACACACCUACUCAUUCCAGGGUUUUUCUUUAUUUUAUUUUUAGUGGCUCAAAUAAAUGCUUCACAGAGUUCAAGUAACAGACACAUCUCAACAUCAACUGUUCAGAGGAGACUGCAUGAAUCAGGCUU
Messenger RNA from Oncorhynchus mykiss (rainbow trout), 4596 nucleotides. RefSeq names its product histone-lysine N-methyltransferase KMT5B. NCBI's taxonomy places the organism in Eukaryota, Metazoa, Chordata, Actinopteri, Salmoniformes, Salmonidae. The record is from RefSeq and is a predicted model, not a curated record. Gene Ontology annotation, cellular component: nucleus. Gene Ontology annotation, molecular function: histone H4K20 methyltransferase activity; protein binding.